CACUCCAAACCGACAGCGAUGCCUCACUCCUUGUUCCCCCUGUGCGUCCUAGGACUCCUUGCGUUCUCCUCCGCCUGCUACAUCCAGAACUGCCCCCGAGGAGGGAAGCGAGCGCUGACUGAGACUGGAAUCAGACAGUGCAAGUCUUGUGGCCCUGGAGACAGGGGCCGCUGCUUUGGCCCCAGUAUCUGCUGUGGGGACGGUUUCGGCUGCCUGCUUGGCUCCCCAGAAACUGCUCACUGUGUGGAGGAGAACUACCUGCUCACCCCCUGCCAGGCAGGAGGGAGAUCCUGUGGGUCUGAGGGAGGCCACUGCGCUGCUUCUGGACUCUGCUGCAAUUCUGAGGGCUGUAUGGUGGACUCUGACUGCCUGGGAGAGACAGAGGCCACAGAUCCAGUCCACGGCUCUGCAAGAAGCUCACCAACAGAGCUGCUGAUGCGUCUUCUCCAUGUGGCUGCCAGAGGACAGAAUGAGUACUGA
Messenger RNA from Pelmatolapia mariae (spotted tilapia), 480 nucleotides. RefSeq names its product arginine vasopressin (gene avp). The coding region runs from base 19 to 480 and encodes 153 amino acids. The transcript has 3 exons. Gene Ontology annotation, cellular component: secretory granule; extracellular region. Lineage: Eukaryota; Metazoa; Chordata; Actinopteri; Cichliformes; Cichlidae. The record is from RefSeq and is a predicted model, not a curated record. Gene Ontology annotation, molecular function: neurohypophyseal hormone activity.